AUGCCGGACAGGAGAGGCGCGACGGUGCUCGAGGACCUGCCCGGGGAGAUCAUCGACAUGAUACUCAUCCGGUUGCCGCCCAAGGACGUCGGCCGCUGCCGUGCCGUCAGCACCUCGUGGCGCGGUGCCACCUCCACGUCCGAGUUCAUGCUCGAGCACCGCCGCCGCCAGCCCUUGCUCCCCAUCAUCGACGGGCAGGGGCGGCCCGCCAGUUUCGUCGUCCUCCGCGACGCCGGCGCCCGCGCGUCGUCCACUCAACCGCUCUGGCCCUUCGUCCCGGGCGACAAGAACAGACCCAAGAAGGCCCUCCGCACUAGCUGCGACGGCUUCAUCAUCAGAUACGAUGGAUCUCAAUUCUACAUCUGCAACCCGGUCACCUGCAAGCAGGCUCCCCUACCGUGGCCUCAUCAAGUUGGGCAAGACAUUCACAGCACAGUAACUGGUUUCUACCGGCACCAUCCAACUGGAGAAUACAGGGUGCUUUGGGUCUCCUGGACAGCAGACCGCCUCCCUAAACUCAGCUUAUACGUCCUCGCAGUGGGAUCCAACAAGCCGAGGAAUGUCACAGUCAAGAUGCCAGCAGUCUCAUCGCCUUCCGUGGAACACACGUUACUGGCGGAGAUGUGCACUUCGACCCAUUCUCAACCACCAGUCCACCACAAUGGCAGCCUGCAUUGGUGUCCUUAUUUUGCCAAAGACAUUAUGGUAGGCGGCGCUACGGAAGGCGGCGGGGACAUUAUUGUGUUCGACACAGAAGCUGAGUCAUUCCGGUUGAUUCGCGGUCCUGCCCAGACAGGCUGGAACAGGAAAUUAUUCAACAUGAAGGGAACACUCGCUUUCUGGGGCAGCUCCGCUCUCCGUUCCUCCGAUAUAGAUGUCUGGGUCAUGCAGGAUUACGAGGCCGGAAUCUGGGAUUUGAAGUACCGGAUUGACCUGAUAAAAGUGGAGGCAUCACGGCAACUUUAUUUCACUUCUUCCAAAAAGAAAAAGAAUACACGACUUGAUUCUGCGAUGCGCAGUAUCCUUGAUAUUGCUGUGCUCAGCGAGCGUGAGGUGCUCGUCAUGUUCAAUAACAAACUUGUCCUCCGCUGUGACAUUGAUGGCAAGUUCUUAGGUAUGGUGAAAAUUGGAAAUGGCCAGUACUGUAUGAAGCUUACUCACCACCUUCUCCAAGAGAGCAUUAUUCAAAUUCCGUCCCACGAGGUGCAAGGAGAAGAUGAGGAGCCUGCUUUCUCCACAGGGCGUGCAUGAAUGUUCCUGGUUUGCUUUGCCCUUGUAUUCAGGGCAUGUCUUUUGAACUCAGCUGUUCUUACUAAUUAGUACUAUCAGUACAUGUCAUUUUGGAUGGUUGUCAGCAGCUCAUACGCUGUUAUCAUUUGGGGCUUGCUUAUUAUCAUGACUUGAAGGUCUUGUUUAUAUUCUGAACUGUGGAUUACUGAUCUAUGUUUUUAUAAUUUUAUUACUGUUCCUCCCUGCCUCCCAAAAUUUACGUUAAUCUUGGCAUGCUUAAGAUGCACGAUGGGCA
Messenger RNA from Lolium rigidum, 1525 nucleotides. RefSeq lists its product as uncharacterized. Lineage: Eukaryota; Viridiplantae; Streptophyta; Magnoliopsida; Poales; Poaceae. Bases 1 to 1251 code for a protein of 416 amino acids. Gene Ontology annotation, molecular function: protein binding. The record is from RefSeq and is a predicted model, not a curated record. The transcript has a single exon.